GCAACUUUUUGGAGAGAAAUUCCUAAAUUGAAGCUCCUGCUAAACAACCAUACAGCUAUGAUCUCGACUGGAGGCUUCGCAGGAUUUUGGAUAACUGCACUGCUGACUCUUCAUGGUGCAGAUGUGGGAGAGACCAGAAGAAACUCCCUCAAUGAGCCUGACAUGCCUUUCCCACCUGCCUGUCCCACUGCUCAGAACCUCGCUGCCAUCUGCAAUCAAGGUCAGGGUCGUCCCAGAUACCCACCCAGCUUCUUCCCGAACUCUAGGGUCAGUCACUUCCGCCGCCGUGGAAAUGCCAUCAACCGUCUGGAGUCGUGGUACAGUCAGUGCUGCAGUGGGCAGAGCAACCAGAUCCUCUGCUGCGCCCAACAAGCUUGGAAACAAGCCCUGUCCCAGUUCUGCUUGGAGGAACAUUCCACCAUGACUCUCGCAUAUGUGUGCUGUGCGGACAGAGGAGAUGCACGGUGGAGGUGCUUCGACAGCGAGCUGCCAAACCCAAACUAUGAGGCAACACCAGGCUACACUGCACCCACAGUCCCAGACGAGGCAGGAUUCACUUUCAACCCAAAUACUUGCUAAAAGUGGAAAGAGAAAUAUAAACAUAUACAGUGUAUAACUAAAAUGUACAGGUUAAAGUAUCUGUAGGUAAUAAAAGUAUUAUUUUUCUGUAGCUUUGAGAGCGAGAUUAAGUAAAUGUGCUCGAACCGGCAUCACAAAAUGUACAAGACAAUGCUGAGCUAAUAAUGCCAUAUGUCCUGUAGAUCUUUGUGGGCAGGGCAUGCUGGUUGGGCUUAUGCUGAGUCAGGAUAAUAACAGUUGAGGUUGGUUAUUAUUUUGACAGCUUGGUAUUUUAACCAAGCAUUGUCACAACAACAGGAAACAUAUUUUUUAAUUGCACUUCUCCACAAAUGUUCACAGUUCAAUUCACAAGUUGUACCCUACAUGAAUUACACAGUUUCUGACACGUACUGUAAUAUUCUGUCUUAGAAAAAUAAAGGACUGAAAAAAGACAUAAA
Messenger RNA from Epinephelus lanceolatus (giant grouper), 1016 nucleotides. RefSeq names its product extracellular matrix protein 1a (gene ecm1a). Lineage: Eukaryota; Metazoa; Chordata; Actinopteri; Perciformes; Serranidae. Gene Ontology annotation, cellular component: extracellular region. The record is from RefSeq and is a predicted model, not a curated record. Gene Ontology annotation, biological process: signal transduction; regulation of bone mineralization.